AUGUGGCGUCUGGCGCUGUCUGGGGACCCCAGCUGGGAGUGGGGAUCCCCAGACAUGGAGCUGGCACGCCACCUGGAGGCCUUGAGGGCAGACACGGCCCCCUGCCAUCCAGCGGGCACCAAGGUUCCUGGGGCCAGCACCCCACCGACGGGGACAGUGCCCGAGGCAGGCUGUCCACUGCGGGCUUCCCUCUGGCAGGAUGCUGCGGCCAGAGGGCCCCCAGGCUUCAGGGGAGGGCAGCCCCUGGAGGACGACUGCAUCGUCUGCUGCUCGGCUUAUGAUCUCUCCGGGCACCUGCCCCGCCGCCUCCACUGCGGGCACACCUUCUGCCAGGCGUGUGUACGGCGGCUGGACGCACCGGCACCCGAGCAGCGCUGGAUCUCCUGCCCACAGUGCCGCCAGAGCACGCCCACGCCUCGAGGAGGGGUGGCUAUGCUGGACCUGGACCUGGCUGCUUUCCUGGCAGUCAAGGCUGAGCGGGAGCCGGCAGGAGUGCGGCCCCAGCCCCUCGCCUCCCUCAAAGGCGGCACCAUCACUCAGCAGCCGGCGGGGCCGUGCCCUGCCCUGGGCCCCCAGCCCCACUUCCCUCGGCCCAGACACUGCUGCUGGGGCUGUGGCCGCCUCUGCUGCCCGCCCCCAGGCAGCCCCGAGGUCUGACUCUGGCCAUGCCCACCCCUGCAGGGGAAAUGCCUGCCUUGGAACCCCUGGCCACGCACAGCCCACCUGGAGCCACCUGGUAGCAGCGUUCUGUACACAGCUCCACGUGGCCCAGUGGGGUGCUGCGAACCCAGGCCACAGCCUAAGGUUGGAGACUGGGAGCCUUCGCAGGAGGCUAGUGACCUCCCGCCUGUCCUGGCCAAAAUUACCAGACCCCCAACUAGCCCAACCAGAUGUGCCUGCUGAGGCUGCUGCCGCCUGAGUGGACGGCAAGCCUGGCCCGGGCCUAGACCCGGCGCAAACGAUGGCUCCCAGAAGGAUGCAAAGGCCAGUCCCAGGGCCUAGGCUGCAGGCUGGAGGGCCGGGCCGGGCUGGGCUGUGCCCAGAGUAGGUCCCCUCUCCCACAAGGGUCCCAGUAUGUGCCAGGAGGGCGGCAAGGCCACCUCCUUCCUCUCUGCCCUGCACGGAAGCCCUGUGAAUUCACCCACUCUGCAAAACUCACGGAGUUCCCACUGUGUGCCGGCACUGUUCCUGGGGGUCCCGUGCAGGCACAAGGCCAUGCAGCCAUCGAGGAGGACGCCCCGGCGGGGCCUGCCUGAGGUCUCACAGCCCAGCUGGCCUCAUCUUCGGCUGAACCUUCCCAGGCUCCCAGCAGCCACCACACAGACUGUUCAGAGGGGCCAGGGCCGGGGCUGGAGGCUGUGGAUGGCAGUGACCCCCAAGGGAGUACUAUGACACCCCACCCUGCCCCCAUAGAAGGCAGUGUUACUCAGGAGCCCAGAGACAGACUGGUGCCCCCCACCACCGCCGGAGCAGGGUCGCAGGAUGGGACGGAAGAGAAUUUGCUGAGUGGACAUUCAGAAGCGUCUACUUUCUCUGGGGCAAAGUCCCAUGCACGCAGUGGGGGCUGGGCAGCCAGGAGAGCAGGCACAAGCAGCCCCUGGGCAGGACGAGCCUUGCGGGAGCUGCUCCAUACCCCAGGUCAGGAAGGGGCCCAGUCCUCCUAGGGGACACCGCACAGGCCGUGGGGCCAUCUGGGAUUCUGCUGUGGAGAGCAGUGUGGCGGGCCAGGCAGUGGUGUCAAAGGUGGCCUGGGGGGCCCUGCCCUUCUCCCUCUGCAGAUGGAGGCUGCCCACCUCCAUCGCUGCUGAGGCCUAGCCCUAUCCUGAACCUGGAUCUGAACCCUCUGACCUCGGGCUGGGUGCCCUCCCUGGCUACACGAACAAGCCUGUCCUCCCCACUGGCAGGUGCAAAGGGCUUCCCUCCCCACUCUGUUGCGGAAGGGAUGACCCUGAGAAGGUCUGCGGAGCCCUGAGAUGCAUGGAGGUGGGGACUGGAGUCUCCGGAGCCUGGGAAGGCCAGCCAUGCUCUUGCAUCCUGCCC
Cebus imitator (Panamanian white-faced capuchin) is the source of this 2040-nucleotide messenger RNA. It is a transcript of the gene RNF224, whose product is annotated as ring finger protein 224. NCBI's taxonomy places the organism in Eukaryota, Metazoa, Chordata, Mammalia, Primates, Cebidae. The record is from RefSeq and is a predicted model, not a curated record.